CCAGGUCAAAGUGUCUGCUUGCUGCCCGCCUCUCGUCGAGAGGCGUUCCUUGGAGUCCUUGUCCAGUCCAUCUUGCACUUCCUUUAACGAGACAAGGCGGCGUCUGUCUGUCUGGGGGAAGUAACCAAAUACGCGAUCGAAACAAGUUUUCUUCCUGUGGCUCGAUACCGUGGCAACUCUGGUAGGCUCAGCAGGGUAGGAUGGCUUCUGAGACAGCAAGAUUCUCGAAUGGCUCUAUACAGCUGGUGCCUGGAGGUUGGUUGGCUGUGUCUGGAAUUUGGGUUGUCUUCUAGUCCUUGCCGAAUAACCUGGACUCAGAUGCUGCCUCUUGAGGGUAUGAGAAGGCGACCGCGCAGCUGCCCCUUGCAAGAUAGAUAUGACCUGAAGAUCAGGCGGUUCGGGAGUUCGGUCGUCCGUCUUCAUCUUCUUCAACUUCCUCUCUGCUCUGGUAGGCAGUGGCUUCCGGCGGCUAAUGCUUCGGCUCUUUGGCUGCGGUGGUCGUACUGGACCGCAGGUAGCUUGCUAGGGGGGGGAGGGGGGGGUUUCCUUUUCUGGUUGAACUGCCAUUGUCCUGUUUGGCUGGUUCCCCAAGUGUUUUCUGCUGUACUAACUGAAUAGACGCUUGGGGUUCUGUCGGAUGAUAGCUGUGCAGCUGGUGUAGAUAAUUCAACCCUAAUUUCUUUAGUAAAAAAG
Molecule: messenger RNA, 693 nt
Organism: Lasiosphaeria miniovina
Lineage: Eukaryota; Fungi; Ascomycota; Sordariomycetes; Sordariales; Lasiosphaeriaceae
Exons: 1
Coding region: 229-618 (129 amino acids)
Source: RefSeq, a predicted model, not a curated record